AUGAAAGACAAAUUCAACCGGUUCACAAACAGUUCUCUAAGUCCUGGCACUGGCAGCAUCAGCAUGACUAAAAAUUUUCAUGGGUAUGGUUUACUCUAUCGGAUUGCCGACCAGCUGGUGUACUCUUGUUGUGGUGCUGAAUUGUGCAUUGUCAAAGGAGGACUGGGAUGGCCAAGAGAGUCAAACAUGGGUGACGAUAGACUACAAAUAUUGGAUGGUUCUCGCAGGCCAGGCAAGACGGCUGCUGGUGAAUGGUUGAUGGGUUCACGAGAGAUUAGAGACAGGGCACAAAUUAAAGAAGGGUCACGAGCCCGUUGA
This is a messenger RNA of Dovyalis caffra, 318 nucleotides long. NCBI's taxonomy places the organism in Eukaryota, Viridiplantae, Streptophyta, Magnoliopsida, Malpighiales, Salicaceae. The record is from the annotation of a GenBank genome assembly.